AUGUCGUCUGCUAAGAGGAGAAAGGUCGAUGGAGAUGUGCCUUCGGGCCUCAAGGAUAAGAAGAAAGAGGCACCGGUAGCAAACCCAGCUCCAAGCUCACCGCCGCGAGAACCUGAAGAACCAGAACAACAGAAGGAAGAGGCUGCACCGAAGUCGUUUAAAGAUCUGGGAAUCAUCGACUCACUAUGCGAAGCUUGCGAGAAGCUUGGAUACAAGGCGCCCACACCUAUCCAAGCUGAAUCGAUACCCCUCGCACUUCAAGGACGAGAUUUGAUCGGUCUGGCAGAAACAGGUAGCGGAAAGACAGCAGCCUUUGCCCUACCCAUCCUCCAAGCACUACUUGAAAAACCGCAGCCUCUAUUCGGACUCGUGCUGGCACCCACCCGAGAGCUGGCUUUCCAAAUAUCUCAGCAAUUCGAAGCGCUUGGGUCUCUCAUAAAUGUACGAUGCACGGUCUUAGUUGGAGGAAUGGAUAUGGUCUCGCAAGCAAUCUCUUUAGGCAAGAAACCACAUAUCGUGGUGGCUACUCCUGGUCGAUUGCUGGACCAUCUUGAGAAUACGAAGGGUUUCUCUCUGCGAGCACUUAAAUACCUAGUGAUGGACGAGGCCGAUAAACUCCUUGACCUCGAUUUCGGACCAAUCUUGGACAAGAUUCUCAAGGUCAUCCCCAGAGAGCGGCGAACAUACCUCUUCUCUGCAACAAUGAGUUCCAAGGUCGAGAGUCUGCAGAGAGCCAGUUUGAAGGACCCUCUCAAAGUCAGUAUCAGCAGCAAAUACCAGACGGUAUCCACCCUGCUCCAGAGUCUGGUUUUUAUCCCACACGUACACAAAGACACCUAUCUUGUGUACCUUCUAAACGAAUUUUCUGGAAGAUCUGCCAUUGUCUUCACUCGAACCGUGAACGAGACACAGCGGUUGGCCGAGAUGUUACGUGCGUUGGGCUUCGGCGCAAUCCCUCUUCAUGGCCAACUUUCGCAGUCCGCUCGUUUGGGGGCACUGAAUAAAUUCCGUGCUGGCUCUCGCAACAUCCUUCUUGCUACCGAUGUUGCUGCCCGAGGUCUUGAUAUCCCCAAUGUGGACGUGGUAUUCAACUACGACCUCCCGGGUGACGACAAGACAUACAUCCAUCGUGUCGGUCGUACGGCACGAGCAGGGAAGUCUGGCCACGCAAUAAGUAUUGUGACACAAUACGAUAUAGAGGUCUGGCAGCGGAUAGAGAAGAGCCUGGGGAAGAAAUUGGAGGUGUAUGAGACGGUCAAGGAUGAGGUCAUGCUUUUCAAACUAAGGGUUGAGGAUGCGCAGCGGCAUGCCAGGAACGAGAUGAAGAAAUUGCACGAGGACAGGGGGAAGAAGGGUAGUGUUUUGAAAGGACGACGGCCGAAGGGUGGGAAGAGAGAUAGAGACGAGAUGGAUAGGGAAGAGGGAUAA
This is a messenger RNA of Amorphotheca resinae ATCC 22711, 1428 nucleotides long. RefSeq lists its product as hypothetical. NCBI's taxonomy places the organism in Eukaryota, Fungi, Ascomycota, Leotiomycetes, Helotiales, Amorphothecaceae. Bases 1 to 1428 code for a protein of 475 amino acids. The record is from RefSeq and is a predicted model, not a curated record. The transcript has 2 exons. Gene Ontology annotation, molecular function: nucleic acid binding; ATP binding; RNA helicase activity.